CAAAAUGCUAGUUAAUAUAAAUAAAUUAUAUAGAUUUUUUACCUUCAUAUGCUCCUGCAGAAACUAUAUGUUUAUUCUAUGAAAGAAGUUCAAAGAGAAACGUUGGUGUGAUAAGUCUAAAAAUGAUAAAGUUGUUUGUAUUUAUUUGUCUUGUUUCGGCAACCUAUGCUGAAUUAUUCCUACAGAGAAACAAAGGCGCUACUUUGAAACCGUUAUCAGCGUGUUGUGAUAUUCCUGAAUUAGGCAAUUCAAAGCCGUUGACUGAAUGUUCUAAUCCCAAAUUGCCUGGACCCUGCAAUGACGUCCAAUGCGUGUUCGAGAAAUCUGGGUUCCUUAUUAACAACCAAACUCUAAACAAGGAUACCUACAGGACCCACCUGCGGCAGUGGGCUGAGAACCACAAGGGCUGGUCAGAGGCUGUGGAGAAAGCCAUCCAGGAUUGCGUGGAUAAGGAACUUCGACAGUAUCUAGACCAACCUUGCAAAGCUUAUGAUGUGUUCACUUGCACUGGAAUCGCUAUGAUAAAGAAAUGUCCUAAAGAAGCGUGGAAGUGUUAGCAGGCAGACCAACAAGAUCUCUCCUUAAUAGCAUAAAUAAUUGUUAUAUACCUAUGACGUUUAUUGUAAAUUACAAUGUCCGAGAAAAGAAAUCUAGAAAAUACUUCGAUAUAAUGUCACUUCUGAACAAAUAAAAAAUUACUU
Molecule: messenger RNA, 701 nt
Organism: Pectinophora gossypiella (pink bollworm)
Lineage: Eukaryota; Metazoa; Arthropoda; Insecta; Lepidoptera; Gelechiidae
Exons: 5
Coding region: 123-557 (144 amino acids)
Molecular function (GO): odorant binding
Source: RefSeq, a predicted model, not a curated record